UCAGUAGCAUGUGCUCUCCGAGUGUGAGAAAGGUUUCCCAUUUUUAGUAGAGAAUAGUAGAGAUCUAUUUUCCACACGCCACGGUAGUGUUAUAACCUUAAAAUAACACGUGUAAAUUCUUAAAUUACUAAGAACCACCACUCACCAGUAAGAAAACACUUUACUUACUCAGUCAUACUUUAGUGGUUACCGAAGAAACAUAAUCUAAGAAUUAAUAUCAAAAUGAAGCUACUUACGCACAACAUGCUAUCGUCCAAAAGUCUCAAGGGAGUCGUUGUUGGAUACCCUUUAAAAAUUGAGGCUUACGAUGUUAAGGUUACAGAAGUGGAGUUUAACCCAGAGUUCAUAGCUAAAGUUAUUCCAAAAAUUGAUUAUUCAGUUUUGAUCAGAGCAGCUGAAUACUUGGGUCAUGUUGGUAAACUACCAGGGCAUGUGCCGGAGAAUGUAGAAAAAAACACAGACUUUUUGAAAGAAGUACAUCAUGCGCUUCUUGAAGUUGAAGUUGUAAAAGGUGAUUUAGUAUGUCCAGAAUCAGGACGUCGGUUUCCAAUUACCGAUGGCAUACCAAACAUGUUGUUAAAUGAAGAUGAAGUUUAAUAGUAUUACAUGCACAUUCAUUGUAAAUCAGUGUAUCGAUAUUUCGUUAUAUUUUUGCACUUUUAUCAUUUGACUGUAAUUAUUUUCUACAAAUAUUUUAGGCCUUAGGAAGUUAAAGUUUGUUACAUUUAUUGAAUUAAAAUAAAGUAUGUUACAUGUGUAAAUAAAUUAAUUUAAAAUAUAUUUAAGUUAAUACAAA
This is a messenger RNA of Trichogramma pretiosum, 796 nucleotides long. It is a transcript of the gene Trmt112, whose product is annotated as multifunctional methyltransferase subunit TRM112-like protein. The record is from RefSeq and is a predicted model, not a curated record. Gene Ontology annotation, molecular function: protein heterodimerization activity. The coding region runs from base 223 to 597 and encodes 124 amino acids. Gene Ontology annotation, biological process: rRNA (guanine-N7)-methylation; tRNA methylation; peptidyl-glutamine methylation. Lineage: Eukaryota; Metazoa; Arthropoda; Insecta; Hymenoptera; Trichogrammatidae. The transcript has 3 exons.